Ornithodoros turicata is the source of this 1716-nucleotide messenger RNA. RefSeq lists its product as uncharacterized. The transcript has a single exon. NCBI's taxonomy places the organism in Eukaryota, Metazoa, Arthropoda, Arachnida, Ixodida, Argasidae. Gene Ontology annotation, molecular function: protein dimerization activity. The coding region runs from base 1 to 1716 and encodes 571 amino acids. The record is from RefSeq and is a predicted model, not a curated record.
AUGCCUCCGGGCAGCGGAAGAAAGCCUUUCCCUGAGUGGGCGGAGGUGGAAGAGACCGGAACAAAAGUUAAAUGCAAACAUUGCAAUCAAGAGGUGAGUGCCAGAAUCGAAAGGAUUAGGGCGCAUCUAAGCGGUUGCAAGAUGAGGAUUUCUCAACGUAAUAAGAACACUGCCAGGUCUCAGCCCUCUUACAUGGAAGGAAACCUGGCAUUAGAAGAUACGCUACCUUUUGAGGAUGAUACUGUGGAGGAUUGUGCUCCUGGUCCUUCAAAAAGGAAACAGUCGCAACCCGCCAUAUCGGCAUAUGGAGUUACAACAUCUAAGAAGCAGAAAGGCGGUCUGGACGCGAAGGUAGCAACGUUUUUCUACGCAUGCAAUGUGCCUUUCAACGUUGCUCAAAGGAAAGAAUUUAAAGACAUGGUGGCAUCACUACGCCCAGGAUAUGGGCCGCCAGACAGAAAACAGCUUGGCGGAAAACUACUGGAUGACGCCUUCCAGGCCGUUGAAGACUCACUCAAGAAAGAGUUGACGUCCGUGAAGUCGGUUACUCUCCUCAUAGAUGGAUGGUCAAGCUGUCAAAAUGACCCGGUAACGGCAGUGAGUGUCCACACAGGCCAAAAGUCGUACCUAUUGGACAUGUAUGACAGUGGAUCACAGAAAAAGACGGCAGAGUACUGUGCUGCACGUGCCGAGGAUGCCAUGAAGAAAAUCCAGGACAAUUUCGGGUGCGACGUUUUUGCGGUGUGUACGGACAACGAGAACAAGAUGCUCAAGAUGAGGAAACUACUCGAAGAGAGCCAUUCAGGUCUGGUAACAUACGGUUGCUCGGCACACUACCUGAACCUUCUUGUAAAGCAGGUCCUGCCUUCGAAACUUCUGAACAAGAUCGUGAGAGUGCAGAAAUAUUUUAAGAAUCACCACCAACCUCAUGGGUGGCUCCAAGAAAAGAAUGGCCUUCUACCUCAACUGCCUUGUGACACUCGAUGGAGCUCUAAUUUCGAAUGUGUGCGGACGUUUCUUGAAAAUUUCCACAAAUACAAUGAAAUUCGGCUUGAGCAUCCUAGUGACUUUUGUUCAGAUGUUGCUGCUGUCCUGGAGAGCCCCGCAAUCUUUACGGACACCCGUCUCAUGAAGGACAUGUUGGGCAUCCUCAACAGUGCUUUAUCACAGCUUCAGAGCGAGAAAGCGACACUGUCGACUGCAGCUCAGACUUGGAUAUCCCUCGAAGUGGCACCGGAGUUGCACCACGUUAAUGCCGAGAUAAAGUACAGGGCAAGCCAAGCUCUUGCGCCAGCGCAUUUUCUUGCAUAUCUGAUGGACCCAUCCGCAGCUCCUGAUAUAUUAAGUCAAGGAAGAGAAGAAAUAGCACUUAACUGGUUAGCUGCAAGACACCCAGAAUUCGUCCCAUUUGUCCUGAAGUUUAAGGUUAAAGACCCCGAAACAUUUCCCCAGUACGUGAUGCUUCCUCAGGUUCUGGAAGAGUUCGUCCCAGGACAAUGGUGGCACGUUUUGGGUAUCCAAUUGAGGGAUUCUCAAAAGCUUCCCGCUACCUUCUGCGACUACUUCGCGAAGUUGCUUUCGUGUACUGCAUCUGCGGCGUCCAUCGAGCGCAUAUUCUCAUCAUGCGGAAUGGUGUGGAGUGCUGUCAGGAAUCGACUUGGGCUCGAGAAGGCAGCGAAGCUUGUGGAGAUCCACCGUCAUUUUAGAAGCGAUUAG